Suillus paluster is the source of this 2167-nucleotide messenger RNA. RefSeq lists its product as uncharacterized. Lineage: Eukaryota; Fungi; Basidiomycota; Agaricomycetes; Boletales; Suillaceae. The coding region runs from base 364 to 2112 and encodes 582 amino acids. The transcript has 15 exons. The record is from RefSeq and is a predicted model, not a curated record. Gene Ontology annotation, molecular function: NADP binding; flavin adenine dinucleotide binding.
CACUGCGGUCGCAUUCGACGAAUAAGUGCUCUCAUUCUCAUUCUAAAGGUAUGGCAAUACACAUGCUCAACGCUCUCAGUGCUUGCCAUGAAGAAGCCAAACCUUCGUUCGGAAAUGCCAGCUGGUGACCGUAUAAGGGUGAAGAAGUAUAUCAGCAGCUCCUGUCUGAUCCCCUGCAGUCUGUCAUUCUGCUAGAUUCUACCCACAGUGUUCUGCCUGGCAGAAUGGCAGACUUCUCUCAACAACACUACGGGCCAUGUCUCGGUGCGUAGGCUAGCGAUGCUGUAACAGACAUCUCAAAACAAGCAUUGCCGCAUCUCGAAUUACUAUUCCGGAUUUUGUGCACAAGCAAGAACUUACAAGAUGGUCAGUCAACAUCCCCGAGAUCACCGAUCCAUGAGGUGUCCUCCCAUGGCCCUACAACGGAACUGCGCUUCCUUCCUUUUUCCACCAACAAGCUUGACGCGAAACCUUCUGCUAGAUAUGCAUCGUGAACCUCGAGUGGUCAUAGUUGGUGCCGGCAUCGCCGGACUUACCAUGGCUGUGAACUUGAGAAACAAGUUGCAACACGACAACUUCGUGAUUUAUGAAAAAGCAGGAUCCAUCGGUGGGACGUGGCGAGACAAUACAUACCCUGGGUGUGGGUCCGAUAUUCCCGGGCAUUGGUAUUCCCUUUCAACGGAACCCAACCCAUCCUGGGAGAACUACUACGCCACACAGCCCGAGAUACGUGCGUACUGGGAGGAAAUAUACCAUAAACACGGUCUGGCUUCCCGCACGGUAUUCAACACCCGCGUUAAGCUUGUUGAAUGGGACGAGGAAAACAGCGUGCAUAAUUUGACGCUAGAAGACGUAGUGUCUGGCCAGAUUAUGCAGACACGAGCGGAAGUUGUCAUUCAGGCUGUCGGCCCUUUCACAUCGCCGAUGUUUCCUCAGGAUAUUCCCGGAAGGGAAAAAUUUACGGGACCACUCUGGCAUUCCUUUCACUGGAGGCAUGAUGUAGAUCUGAAAGGCAAGGUGAUCGGUGUCGUCGGCAAUGGCUGUUCUGCAACUCAGUUCAUACCGAUUAUCGCCGCCGAGCCUACUACUCGGAUUAUCAACUUUUGUCGCUCGCCACAGUGGUUCACAAUGAGGGAGAACUACCGCUACCCAGAGUGGCUCAAGUGGGGGUUUGCCCACGUUCCGUUUCUCAUGUACGCAUACAGGAGUUCCAUCAUGAUAAGAUUUGAUCUUCUAUGGAACAUUUUCUUGACGAAUUCAUUCAUUAAUGCAGCGGUCGAGAAGAUUCUAUCAUUGUAUAUGCAACAAACCGCGCCAGCGAAAUUCCACAAUGAGAUGAUACCCACUUAUCCUCCUUGGUGCAAACGCCUGAUUUUUGAUUCUGGCUACCUGUCCGCGUUGCACCAACUCAACGUUGAUCUGAAUUGGAUCGGAAUCCAAGAAAUUGUCGAGGAUGGGGUCGUUCUCAAGACUGGUGACAAAGUACCACUGGACGCAAUUAUUUUUGCUACCGGCUUUUACAUGGUUGAACGAGACAUAGCUUUUCGCGGAAUUGGUGGCCUCACUCUUAAGCAAUACUUCGAAUCGGAAGGUGGACCGACGGGCUAUUACGGAACGGUAUUCCCUGGAUUUCCAAACAUGUUCACAAUCGUAGGGCCCAACGGUUUAUCGGCUCACGCUUCUCUUCUUUUCAUCAUUGAGACUCAGGUUAGCUAUGUUCUCAAGCUGAUCAAGCCGAUCGUCAAUGGUAAGGCGAAAUCACUUGAAGUCACCCAAAAGGCGACAGCCUGUUACAACACAUGGAUCCGAAAACGCAUGGAGAACACGAUAUUUUCGCACUGUUUUUCAUGUCAUCGAGGUGACAGUCGGAAGGGCGCCAGAAAUGUAAUCACGUUCCCUGGUAUGAUGACACUCUACUGGUGGAUCAUGCGAAAGCCACGUUGGGAUGAUUUCAAGGUGGUGGGUGGAGAGCAGUGGUUUUACCAGAGAAGGAAAGUUGCACUGAUGAAAUAUGCACUCGUGGCUUUGACAGUUUCCGGUACCAUUGGCUACAAUUUCUCUUUGUUCUGGAUAUUCGUUGUCGGACUCAAAGAGAGGCUUAUUUCGGGGUAAAGAUUGUGUUACGAGUCAAGCACAAUUUUCUUCAUAAUUCGCGCUCUUGUAUGUA